Molecule: messenger RNA, 1020 nt
Organism: Rotaria socialis
Lineage: Eukaryota; Metazoa; Rotifera; Eurotatoria; Philodinida; Philodinidae
Source: the annotation of a GenBank genome assembly
AUGUACAUCGUAUUAUCGUUUAAAUAUAUAUAUAUAUAUAUAUAUAUAUAUACUAGUGUAAUUGGAUCGAUCACAACAUAUCCAUCAUUUCACAUCGCCUAUUCUAUAUUCAAUAUUUAUCUAACAAUGUUAAACGAAGAAUAUUCAAAUAAAACUGAAAAACGAAAAACAAGCAAAAAAUCGACUUAUGAAAAAAAGAUGAAAACAAAGAAAUGCAAUUGCCGUAGUGGAUGUUCAAAACGUUCUUGUUAUUGCAAUAAAUCUAAUCGUGGAUGUGAUUCCUCAUGUGGAUGUGGCUCAUCUUGUCGAAAUUUAUUCAAUCAUCUUGAUUAUUUCUUCGGUGAAGAUAGUAAAUGUACUGCACAUCCUUGCUUUGUCGAUUGGCUUGUAAAAAAUGUUAAAACUGCUGACGGAUUACAAAAUAUCGACCGUGAAGCAUUACAACGAAAGAUAAUGAACUGUGGCAGAUUUUCAGAAUUAUCAGAUGAUGAAGAUUUUCAAAAGUGGUCGAAAAAAUGGAAUCGAAUUGAAGUCAAUGAAAAAUUAGGUCACAUGCAAAAAUUCUUUCGAAUGCUUCUAUCAGAUGAUGCAACAGAGCAUUAUUAUUCAUUCUGUAAUAAUGAUCUUGCAGAAGAUGAUUGCGAUUGGCAUUGUACUCUUUGUAAAACAUGUCGCGAUUGGCGUGAAUGGCAUUGUGACGGUUGUAAUAAAUGUGCAUAUGGUACAACUUUACCAUUUUGUCAAAUUAUUAAUGGAUAUGAUACGUCUCAUGAAACAUUAAAAUCAUUUCAAUAUUCUAAAAUAUUAUUAAAAUGUCUUGAAUAUGAACCAAAUAUGUAUCGUCUUAUUUAUUUUACUGCUAAUUAUUUAUCAUCACAAUAUCGUAUAGAUAUUCUAAAUAUUAUUUGUCAAACAUAUACAGAUAAUAUUGAACAAGGAAUUGAAUCCAAUAAAGAUUAUUCUCAGUCAGAAAGUCGAAUUGUUGUUGCGAAAUUAGCUGUUCAGCAAGGAAAAUCUUGA